Messenger RNA from Megalops cyprinoides (Indo-Pacific tarpon), 1443 nucleotides. RefSeq names its product single stranded DNA binding protein 4 (gene ssbp4). The coding region runs from base 147 to 1352 and encodes 401 amino acids. Gene Ontology annotation, cellular component: nucleus. Gene Ontology annotation, biological process: positive regulation of transcription by RNA polymerase II. The transcript is spliced from 17 exons. NCBI's taxonomy places the organism in Eukaryota, Metazoa, Chordata, Actinopteri, Elopiformes, Megalopidae. Gene Ontology annotation, molecular function: protein binding; single-stranded DNA binding. The record is from RefSeq and is a predicted model, not a curated record.
UGUGCCUGAUUUGUGGCCAAUGUUGGAGAUGUAAAAAAAAAGGAGGAAAAAAACAGUAAAGGGGUAGCUAUGGAGAUAGAACGUUUUCCUGGCUGCUUUCUUUGACAGGUGUUGAGUGGGGUAAAAGUCUUAAAACAGAAUCCAGCAUGUACGCCAAAGGUAAAGGAGCUGUCGUCCCCUCCGAUAGCCAAGCGAGAGAAAAGCUAGCUUUAUAUGUGUAUGAGUACUUGCUGCAUGUCGGAGCUCAGAAAUCUGCACAGACCUUCCUGUCGGAGAUCCGAUGGGAGAAGAACAUCACAUUGGGGGAGCCCCCGGGAUUCCUGCACUCCUGGUGGUGUGUAUUCUGGGAUCUGUACUGUGCUGCUCCGGACAGGCGGGAGACAUGCGAACAUUCCAGCGAGGCCAAGGCUUUCCACGAUUACAGUGCGGCCGCCGCCCCCAGCCCGGUCAUGGGCAACAUGCCCCCUAACGACGGCAUGCCCGGCGGACCCAUGCCCCCCGGCUUCUUUCAACCAUUCAUGUCUCCACGGUACCCAGGUGGACCACGCCCCUCACUCCGCAUGCCAAAUCAGCCCCCUGUGGGAGUCCCAGGGUCACAGCCACUCCUGCCAAACAGCCUGGACCCAACCAGACCACAGGGACACCCAAACAUGGGCGGUCCCAUGCGAAUGAACCCCCCCAGAGGCAUGGGGGGAAUGGGCCCACAGAACUAUGGCGGUGGCAUGAGGCCUCCACCUAACUCGCUGGGCGGCCCUGGCAUGCCAGGGAUGAACAUGGGUCCUGGAGGGCGAGGUCCCUGGCCUAAUCCUAACGCUAACUCAAUAGCGUACUCCUCCUCAUCUCCAGGCAACUACGUGGGUCCUCCGGGGGGCGGCGGUCCUCCAGGAACUCCCAUCAUGCCGAGCCCAGGAGACUCCACAAACUCCAGUGAGAACAUUUACACGAUGAUGAACCCCAUCGGUCCUGGGGGCAACAGACCUAAUUUCCCAAUGGGGCCUGGCCCUGACGGGCCAAUGGGUGGAAUGGGAGCCAUGGAGCCACACCAUAUGAACGGAUCGCUAGGCUCUGGUGACAUGGAUGGGUUGCCAAAGAACUCUCCCAACAACAUGGCAGGCAUGAAUAACCCACCAGGGACUCCGCGGGACGACGGGGACAUGGCAGGCAACUUCCUAAACCCAUUCCAAAGUGAAAGUCCCCCUGGGAUGCCCCUGGAGCGGAGGACUCAAAUCAAGACCACCCAUCCCAGGGUGUGCAAAGUGAGCGGCAACAGGAAACAGUCACAGAGCCAGAGGAAGAGCCUCCUCACUGACUCUCCCUGCCUCCCUGGCUUCCUCACUGGCCCAGGACAAUGAGGGCUGAGAGAGAGUGAGGGACAGGCCAGGAACCCUCCCACAGCAAGGCGCUCAUCAGCAUCAGGCUGGUGGCUUCAUUUUCCUUCAUUCU